CAAACCAUCACUUGGUCACAGCAGCCGUGGCUCGAAGCCCGAAACUAUCCCCUAUGGCUAAAAGCAACUUUAACGGCUACCACUAUAGAAUCAUAAUAAUUGUACUAUUAUAGUACGCGCAUUAGUCGCAGCGGUGUCCGGCGUGAUUGUCGGUUUGGUAGUUCGUGCUCUCGUAUUCUCUCUGUUUUCCUAAUAGUGCUAAUACCCAAUUCCCAUUCCAUUCGAGGCCUCAGCAACAGCAGCAGCUGAGCGAACGCGAAAUAAUAUCUCUACAAUCGUUAUUAAUUUAUUAUUAUUGUUAAUUAACAAUUAAAUAUUAAAUGUUAAGAACAUCGUAGACCGACGUUGAUCCGCGUUGCUAUUGUUGCCAGGCAUAGUCCGUCAUCUGUCGGGAAAACCGCCGCAACCGGCCAAGAAAAAAUACCUGUGACUAAUCGGCAAUCGCCUAUCGGGCAUCGGCAUUCGGCAGUUGCCCGCGUGCACCACGACUGUGUACAGUGGUGCGGAGAGGACGGUGAUAUGUAUUCGAUUGCGAUAACGAUAAACGACGCUUUCGAGUUUCGAGCCUUUUAAUCCAUAAGGAGUACGGCUCGUCACCGGUGGUCGUAAUUAGUAAUUACGACGCGUCUUAUCGAUUCUCGGCUAGUCGUUCGUGAUCUCACACGAUCGUAGUCGACAUUUAUCGCGUUACAGGAUGAUCGAAUUCGGCUGUGUACGGCUUCUUCUAGGGUCCCAACAUCGGAGAUAAAAACAGUAGUAACGACGACGAUACCUACUCCUACGUUCAAUAGUACCAAAAAAAAAAAAAAGAAACAACGACAAUGGAUUUGUACGACGUCAACGUGACUGCUCAAACCAAAGGUAACUACAGUUGUUACGACGGCGGAGGCUGUGCAAACAACACAGCUAUGGCACCAUAUAAUGCUGUUCUGGACUCUAUCACCAUGGCUAUGCUCAACCAAUUGUGUUUACCCUCGGUGUUCAAUCAUCCCUAUUUUCAUUUUUCACACGCCAUCAUGUUUAUUUGCUUCAUGCUGCCAUUUGGAUCUCCUUGUCAGUUGAUUCUCCUAAUACGCAUUGGUUUGGCGGGAGCCACUACCAUUAUGGCUUUGUGGGCUCGAAACGUCCAGUGUUGGGUUGACAGCCUUUUGUGGAAUGCUGCUUCAGCUGUUGUCAAUAUCAUACAUGUUUUAGUAUUAUUUUAUCAACUCAGGCCAAUCAAGUUUAAUGAUGAAUUAGAACUAGUGUAUGAAACGCUUUUCUACCCUUUAAAAGUUAGCCGUAAACAAUUUAGAAAAAUAAUUUCUUGUAUGAAAAUGAUUCGGCCUCUAAAAACUCUUGAAAUAUUUGCUGAAGAAAAAGUAACAAGAGUUGAUAGCUUAUCGUUGGUACUUUCAGGAAAAUUAGUAAUAUCACAGAAUGGUAAUGCUCUGCAUAUUGUCUUCCCAUAUCAGUUUCUAGAUUCUCCAGAAUGGUUUGGUGUAUCUACUGAUGAAUUCUUCCAAGUAUCAGUUACAGCUGUAGAAGAUUCCAGGGUAUUAUUAUGGCAUAGAGACAAAUUAAGAUUAUCAAUAAUUACAGAUAAAUUUUUAUACACUAUUUUUGAUCACAUUCUUGGUCGAGAUGUUGUAAAAAAACUUAUGCAGGUAAGUGAAACUAUGUCUAAUGGACAUUUACCUAAUCAGUGGUAUGAUGGAGAAGAAACUGAAAUGGCAAAUAAUGUAAAUGAUGAGAAACAAACAGUUCUUUAUUUAAAGCGUAAUGGUGAUGGACAAGCAGGCAUUGAAACUAUAUUGAAACGAGAGCUACAAGAGAAUGAAAACGCAUGCAUGGAACACUGUCCAUUGAUUAAUGACCAAUCUUCGUGGUACUCGCAACAGACUCUACGUAACGUGUUGAGAACUCUUCACAGGUAACAACAUUUAAGUGACCCAAAUGGCUGGAAAUUGAGUAGAAUUGAAGAAGUCGACCAUGAGACUCCAGUGUAAAAUAAAAUACAAAAUAUAUUUCCUUAAAAAUUAAUAAUCUUGUGAUCUUAGAAUAAGUUUAUAUCUGUGUUUUCUUUUUAACUCUGACACUUUGGUGUUGUUUUUAUAUUUACCUCUGUCAGAUUUGAUUUUUGGCACCUAUCGAAUUUAACAAUCACUGUAGUAAUAUCAAUUUAUUUUAUUAACUUUUCUUAAUUUUAAGAUUUUUAACAAAAGAAAAUUUAUUGAAAUGUUUGAUGAAACAAAUAUUACUUGUAAACUAGCUCCUUGUUUUCUUUGAGUAAUAACAUAAAUUUUGUUUUGUUUCAAAGGUACUGAUAUUCAAAUGUUUUAACUAAUAAAUAUAUUACAUGUUGUUUAUUGUUGUUCAAAUACUAUGAUGUAUUAAUUAUUAAUAUGAUAAUGUAUUACUAAAGUGAUAUUUAAAAAAUUAACUAGUCCAUUAUUAAUAAUUAUAAAAUUUGUAUGUAAUUGUGUAUAAUAUAUAAAUUUAUAUAGUGUCUCUUUCAGUGGCGUGGCGAAGUGAAAUAUUUUAUCGGGCAAUUCAUUUUUUGAAUAACCUACCACCCCUUAAUUCUUACACAGUACCCGCUACCCAUGACCCAUGUGCCAUACUAUAUACAACAAAAAAGUACUUUUAUUAAAUCAAUAUAAAUUACUUUAUUUUACAAACGGCUGAAACCUGGAUAUUUCCGAGUUUAUGAUUCUAAAAAUAGAUUAUAUCGCAAUAAUAUAAUAUUCUCAAGAUGCUUAUGCCGGAAUGCCUAUGCCGAUGCCCUCAUAGUCACUAGCAUAAUACUAUAAUUUCUUAUUUUAAUUUAUUGCUUAUUCGUAGAAUGUACACUGUAGUAUAAUGUGUAAUUAAUAAUAUGUAGGUAUACUAUUAGAUAGCUUUUCUUAGCAUAAUUAUAACUAUUGAAGUUAUUAUUCUUAUUAAAUAACAAAUUAAUUCAGAUGAUGUAGUCAGGUAGUCUUGUAUAAUAAUAUUUCUUACUAAAUCCAGUACCCACCAACCCAGCACCCACCCCUUAAAAAUGAUCGGGCAUCUGCCCUUCAAAAUCACGGUCAACACGCCACUGGUCUCUUUGUCUCGGGACUGUUUAUGUAAUGUCAACUAAAACUACUAAAUUAUAGUAUUUGUUAUAAUACUCCUGCUACUAAAAAUUAACCUGAGGCGUUGGGACACUCUGUGUUGUGUAAUAUUUAAAUAGGGUAAUCCAGUUAACAUAAUUUGUGUUAAAUGGAUCAUCUAGUAUUACAUAUUUUAUUGUAUGAAUAUUGUUAUAAUUUAUACUUAUAAAAAUCAUAUUG
Molecule: messenger RNA, 3299 nt
Organism: Melanaphis sacchari
Lineage: Eukaryota; Metazoa; Arthropoda; Insecta; Hemiptera; Aphididae
Product: blood vessel epicardial substance-like
Exons: 8
Coding region: 822-1916 (364 amino acids)
Cellular component (GO): sarcolemma
Molecular function (GO): cAMP binding
Source: RefSeq, a predicted model, not a curated record